GAAAGGUGUCAUGGCCAUGGAGAAAUGUAGUGAGAAAUUAGUUGACUAGUGGGGUUGUAUUGUAUUAGUGCAAAAAUUGGUAGUAUAGAUAUUCUGAUGUAGUGAACUCAGUGAUUAUGAGAACUAUCAUUUCAGAAAUAGAACAAAAAUAUUUAGUUUGCUGUUUAUUUUUCUGAAAUAAUAUUUUUCAAAAGCAUAUGCACGUUAAAUUUUAUAAAUAUUUACAGUUUUUAGUUUUGCAUUAGUGUUUUUUUAUAACUUUAUCUUUUGAAGAAUGAAUUCAACGUCACAUAUCAGUGCUUUUCAAGUGAGAGUAUAAGUUCGUUGUGUAAUCGUGUGUUAUUUUUAAAUCGACAAAAGCUAUUUUUAUGUGAUUGGAAGUUACCUCUUGAUGUGACGAAAUAUAUACCAGUAUUUAAAUAUCUGUUUGAUAUUGUCUUACCAUGACCAUACACAAUUUGUACAUAUUUAAUCGGAAUGGUAUUCUUUUAUAUUACUGUGAAUGGAAUCGUCUCAAACAAUCUGGAAUAACAAAAGAAGAGGAAGCAAAACUGAUGUAUGGUAUGCUGUUCUCUAUAAAAUCUUUUGUUACCAAGAUUUCUCCUCUUGACACAAACAAAGGAUUUUUAUGUUAUAAAACGAGUAAAUAUGCUCUACAUUACUUUGAAACUCCCACUGGUUUGAAAUUUGUUCUCAAUACAGACACCGGUGCACAAAAUAUCCGUGACUUUCUUCAGCAAAUAUAUAUUCAAGUUUAUGUGGAAUAUAUAGUGAAGAACCCAGUCAUUGAUUUACAGGAGCCAAUAACAAGUGAUCUAUUCAAGCAGAAAUUAGAUGCUUUCGUGAAGCAAUCACCUUCUUUUACUAGCAGUAAAGUAACUUCUUAUUAA
Messenger RNA from Homalodisca vitripennis (glassy-winged sharpshooter), 890 nucleotides. It is a transcript of the gene Bet5, whose product is annotated as trafficking protein particle complex subunit 1. Gene Ontology annotation, biological process: endoplasmic reticulum to Golgi vesicle-mediated transport. The transcript has 5 exons. Lineage: Eukaryota; Metazoa; Arthropoda; Insecta; Hemiptera; Cicadellidae. The coding region runs from base 444 to 890 and encodes 148 amino acids. The record is from RefSeq and is a predicted model, not a curated record. Gene Ontology annotation, cellular component: TRAPP complex.